Messenger RNA from Vespa crabro (European hornet), 1135 nucleotides. Its product is annotated as ribosome biogenesis regulatory protein homolog. NCBI's taxonomy places the organism in Eukaryota, Metazoa, Arthropoda, Insecta, Hymenoptera, Vespidae. The record is from RefSeq and is a predicted model, not a curated record. The transcript is spliced from 5 exons. Gene Ontology annotation, molecular function: protein binding. Gene Ontology annotation, biological process: ribosomal large subunit biogenesis; ribosome biogenesis; ribosomal large subunit export from nucleus. The coding region runs from base 9 to 1007 and encodes 332 amino acids. Gene Ontology annotation, cellular component: preribosome, large subunit precursor; nucleus; nucleolus.
UUAUUAUCAUGGAUGUUGUUAAUUCAAUAUUGGAAAAUGAAGAUGCUGUAUCAGAAUCUAAAAAAUAUACGACGAUUCAUAAAGAUAUUGAGCCUGAAAUCGAUCUAGGCUCACUCCUUAUAUCUGAUACUAAUGCUUUAGAUUCAAAAAAAUUAAGUUCGAAUUCAAAUACUUAUCUACAACAGUUAACAAGAGAUAAUGUUCAACUUCUUAUUAAUGCUGUAUGGAGUCUUCCUACCGAACGUGUGGAAGAAGCAAUAGUUGUUCAAUUGCCAAAGCCUCAAUAUGUAGUUCCACGAACUCGUUGUAUACCAAAACCUAAACCUUUAACAAAAUGGCAACAAUUUGCCAAAGAAAAGGGAAUAAGAACUAAUAAGAAAAAUAGGACAAAAUUGAAAUGGGAUGAAGAAUUACAAAAAUGGAUGCCCAGGUAUGGUUAUCAACGGACUAAAGCAACAGAACAAAAAGAAUGGCUUGUGGAAGUUGGAAAUGAUAAUAAUCCAAAAGAAGAUCCAUUUACUGCUAUGAGUGCGAGUAAACGUGAAAGACAAUCUAAAAAUGAAUUACAACGAUUACGCAAUAUAGCUAAGUUGAAAAAAGUGAAACUACCACAAGUAGGUCUUCCUACUGUAGAACAUUUUCCCAAAUCAAGCCAGCUUUCUACAGCUGUAACAAUAGCACAUCAAUCAACAGCAUCUUUAGGGAAAUUUCAAGAGAGAUUACCAAAAGAAAAAGAUGCGAAAGGAGUUUUAACAAAAUUGCCGGGUUUGAAGAGAAAGCCUAAAGAAAUUCCAUUGAAUCUAAAAGAUGAAAAAGAAAAAAAUAAAGAUUUAGUAAACAAGAUUCUUAGUAAUAAAAGUAUCAUUUUAAAUACGGAUUCAUCUUCAGUAUCUACAGUGAAAAGAAAGAAAGUAACAAGUAAGAAGAGCAAAGGUUCGAAGAAACCAAAAGCUGGCAAAGGCAAAAGAGAUAUGCAUAUGAAAGCAGGUGGUAGAAAACGCAGAUAAACAAAAAAUAAAGCAAUAUACAUGGUAUAACAUUACUUUUAGAACAAAAUAUGAUAAUAAAUUUUGUUAUAUUAUUCAAGUUACUUAAGUAAUAUUAUGCAUUUAUAUAUAAAUAUAUAUAAAGUAUA